Molecule: messenger RNA, 876 nt
Organism: Peromyscus eremicus (cactus mouse)
Lineage: Eukaryota; Metazoa; Chordata; Mammalia; Rodentia; Cricetidae
Gene: Crcp
Product: CGRP receptor component
Exons: 6
Coding region: 1-723 (240 amino acids)
Biological process (GO): transcription initiation at RNA polymerase III promoter
Cellular component (GO): RNA polymerase III complex
Molecular function (GO): nucleotide binding
Source: RefSeq, a predicted model, not a curated record
AUGCAGCACGGCCGUCCCAGCGUGCCUUGCGGCACACACACACCGGCGGAGAGCGGGGCGGCGGUGGCAGCACGAGAGGCCUUUCCGUCCCAGCGGCCGCUAACGACGACGCUGAGGCGACAUGGAAGUGUAAGCGGCACGUCCCGAGGGAAACCCGACUCAUCUGGGAGCCGUGAGGCGGCUGGCGGCCGGACCUCCGGACCCGCGAGCAGGACGGGUGGGCGGAGUGGGCCGGCCGGAAUCUUCGCUUGUGAAGAUGCUGGAUUCCACUUUAACACAGGGCACGUGGCCCCUGGUGGAUCUCGGAAUGGUCUCAGUUUGGUGUACCAGUUACUAACAGACCUCAAAGAGCAGCGGAAGGAGAGUGGGAAGAACAAGCAUAGCGCUGGGCAGCAGAACUUGAACGCCAUCACCUACGAGACAUUAAAAUACAUAUCAAAAACGCCAUGCAGGAACCAGAGUCCGGAGAUUGUUCAAGAAUUCCUCACAGCAAUGAAAAGCCACAAGCUGACCAAAGCUGAGAAGCUUCAGCUGCUGAACCACAGGCCAAUGACUGCUGUCGAGAUCCAGCUGAUGGUAGAGGAGAGUGAAGAGCGCCUCACGGAGGAGCAGAUUGAAGCCCUUCUGCAUACUGUCACCAGCAUUCUGCCUGCAGGCCCAGAGGAUGAACAGAGUAAAAACACUAGCAAUGAUGUGGCCAUGGAAGAGGAAGACCCAGCGUAGAUGUGCACAGCUGGCCAGGUUGUUCGUGAAGUUCGAAACCCCAGCAGCCAUUUCCUGGAUGUUCAGAGGAUUGUGUAUUUGGUUUUACCCCCUCUCUCAAAAUGCCUGAUCUCAGGGUGGGUUGGGAAAAUCACAAAACUAAGAUAAAAAGAA